Messenger RNA from Drosophila suzukii, 1645 nucleotides. RefSeq lists its product as uncharacterized. NCBI's taxonomy places the organism in Eukaryota, Metazoa, Arthropoda, Insecta, Diptera, Drosophilidae. The record is from RefSeq and is a predicted model, not a curated record.
UCGUUUUUCGAUACCCAGCAGCUGCUUGCUUAAUUUUUGUCUACCUGGUUUUUGUUUAAAUGUGUGAAUUUUAGACUUAAUAAAGCCUAAACCGCCGUGCAUAAUGCACGGUCGUAAAAAAAAGUAAAUAAUAUACACCAGCUGACCGUUAUUUCACCCUGAGCUGACUGGCGCACAUUGCCUAGACAAACAAUAACAAAGCACGGCGCUGACUAAGGGCGAAAGUGAUUGCAACAAAGUCCAAUCACUAUCUCUCGCAGCUUCCCAUGGACACCGACACCAGCGCGGUGAUGCCGCAGGCGGGCGCACGCCACAUGCCGCCCGAGGAACUGGCCAUGCAGGCCCUUACCAAGCAGCUGUACAAAUCCCGUCUCUUCCGGGGUCACUACCUGGAAAGGUGUUUUGUGGAGCAGGUUGGUGGCUACAGGGACGUGGUGGUCCUUCAGCGCAGUGAAAGGGAGCUGGAGAAGCUGCUGCACUCCACGGCCGGCCAGCUGCAGAAAUUCUAUCCGUUCGUGCCCAACAUGUGGGUGGGCAUCACUUGCGGCAGCUAUGGCAGCUAUAAGCCACCGCAUCCAGGUCAGCUGGAGACUUGCAUCUGGACGGAGACCAGCGACCUGGCUUUCGGAGAGUACUGGUUUAGCAUUAGGUCACUGCGGUUUCGGGACCAUGAAGUUCAGUUUAAGCUGAAAAUGGUGCGACCCGUGGAGCCAGAGCCACUGCUAACACCACGAAGAUCGGUGUCCGUUAACAGGAGGAGCCCCGUCAAGGCUAUCAAGGCUGCGGGUGAGGGCGACUCCACCACGACGGACGAGGUGGCGGAGCAGCUGCAACUGGGUCUUAACGAUUUCCUGGUCGUGCUGCAGCAAUGGGGCGAUGGAGUCAAGCAGACUGUGUACGACUUCAUGGCCAACGAUGUGAACAAGCGGAACAAUGGGACCAUUCGUUUUCUGGGCCUGCUCAUCUUCUCUGCCUUGGGUGGAGCCGCGCUGGCCCUACGAUCUGGCGUCUUUGCUGUGCGCUUCCUGUUCGAGCUGAGCCGAUUCACACACACCGCCACUCCGAUAGUCUUCAAGCUAAUCGAGUUUCUGAACAAGAUUGUGGGGGUUCUUAUACUCCUCACCAUGAUCUGGAAAGACAUUGUCAAUCGUGGCCAGCCGGUGGCGGUACCGAAGCAGCAGCUGGAGGCGAGCAGCCGCUUCAAGAGCAUCCAAUACGAACGUUCCGAGCCCCACCGACGGAGUCCGCGCUGGUGACCCUCCGUCAAGGGCAAAUUUGUCUAGCAAAUGGAGUGUAAUUAGUCCAGGGUGGAAGGGCAUCGUAUAAUCAUUGAAAUUGUGUUACUAGCCGUAAGCCAACCGAAGCCAAUCCCAAACCCCGCUUCGCGUUUGAAGGUAUUUGCUCCGCAAAUAUGGGGGCGCCUAUGAGAUUUCCCGAUUUUAACCAAAUGCAAUAUUGUAAAUUAUUUAAUUGGCCUGCCAAGUGGCACACACAAUCGCAUGCUUAUUAACUCGCACUGUUAAUCCAUCGUGUAUUGUUCAAAAAUGUGUUUUACUCAAUCCGUUUUAGUGUUAGGUCCUGUAAUUUAUGUAUCGAAAAAUUAUUGUGAAUAAAUUGAAUGCAAUAUGCGAAAAUCGAAAUGAAA